Molecule: messenger RNA, 2636 nt
Organism: Brassica oleracea var. oleracea
Lineage: Eukaryota; Viridiplantae; Streptophyta; Magnoliopsida; Brassicales; Brassicaceae
Product: serine/threonine-protein kinase 3
Exons: 22
Coding region: 326-2374 (682 amino acids)
Biological process (GO): protein phosphorylation
Molecular function (GO): protein kinase activity; ATP binding
Source: RefSeq, a predicted model, not a curated record
AAUAAAAAAAAAGGAGAAAUAAUUGGAAAAUCAAAAACGAGAAAUUAUUAUCAAAUCAAGGAAGCUUCCUCUGCCAACACAAACAGUUUCCCUCGAUCUCUUGCUGCUCUGGAGAAACAGCUUCCUCCAAGGGGAAAAGAGAUCUGUAGUAUUCGUCCGCCGUCUUUGUCAAAUUAUCAGCUGUCACUUGGUCCAAUAUCAUCACCUAACGGCCGGAGCUUUUGCGGGUUUUGUAUGUCACCCUUUUAUUAUAAUCUUUCUCUUUGCUUUGAGUAAAAGUGUUUGCAGUGAGGGGGAGAGGUUGUUUUCAUUGUAUGUGGAGAAAAUGGACGAUGUUGCGGGUUUACAAGAGGCAGCUGGAGCCAGAUUUAGCCAGGUUGAGUUAAUCGGAAGAGGAUCUUUUGGGGAUGUCUAUAAAGCGUUUGAUAAGGAACUCAACAAAGAAGUUGCAAUUAAAGUCAUCGACCUGGAAGAAUCAGAAGAUGAAAUCGAAGAUAUCCAGAAGGAAAUUUCGGUAUUGUCACAAUGUCGUUGCCCGUAUAUUACCGAAUACUAUGGUUCUUACCUUCAUCAGACCAAACUGUGGAUCAUCAUGGAAUAUAUGGCCGGUGGUUCUGUUGCUGAUCUUCUUCAGUCUGGUCAUCCGUUGGAUGAAACAUCAAUCGCUUGUAUCACACGUGAUCUGCUUCAUGCUGUUGAUUAUCUGCAUAGUGAGGGGAAGAUCCACAGAGACAUCAAAGCUGCUAAUAUUUUAUUGACCGAGAAUGGCGAUGUUAAGGUGGCGGACUUUGGUGUGUCUGCACAACUAACACGGACAAUAUCAAGAAGGAAGACUUUUGUAGGAACACCAUUUUGGAUGGCACCGGAAGUGAUUCAGAACUCAGAAGGAUACAAUGAGAAGGCAGAUAUAUGGUCGCUGGGAAUAACAGUUAUCGAGAUGGCAAAAGGAGAACCUCCCCUAGCUGACCUUCAUCCAAUGAGAGUGCUUUUUAUCAUUCCUCGGGAAAAUCCUCCUCAGUUAGAUGAGCACUUUUCCCGUCCACUGAAGGAGUUUGUUUCAUUAUGCUUGAAAAAAGUCCCUGCUGAGAGACCGAGUGCCAAAGAACUUAUUAAACACAGAUUUAUUAAGAAUGCUAAGAAAAGCCCGAAACUUCUUGAGAGGAUAAGAGAGCGACCAAAGUACCAAGUAAAAGAGGAUGAAGAGACUCCUCGGAAUGGUCCUAAAGCUCCAUUUGAAUCAUCCGGUACUGUUAGAGUGGCUAGAGAUGAGAGAAGCCAAGGAACACCUGGAUCUAGUUUUCAGGGGAAAACUGUCAAAAAUGCUGGGUGGGACUUUAGCAUUGGGGCCUCUCAGGGUAUUGGAACAGUUCGUGCUCUAAAACCUCCUCAUGCAAGGGAGAGGCGCCAAGAAGUUCCUUCGAAUCAGACUUCUCAAAGAACAUCAAGAGCUGGUGGUAGUCAGUUGUCACCCACUUCUGGUAUUACAGUUAACGACCAUGAAGACGGCUUCCACGAUGAGGAAGAUUCAUCGGUCAGUGGAUCCGGAACUGUUGUCAUAAGAACCCCAAAACGUUCUCAAUCAUCUUCAAUAUUCCGUGAACAAAUCUCUGCAUCUAGCAGCGGGUAUGCAUCUUUGGAUGAUGCUUCAGCAAGUGGAACUGUUGUUGUCCGUGGACAGCACGAUGACUAUGCGUCACCUCGAACUCCAAAAUCAAGGCUAGGGAAUCAAGAUAGAACUUCGAGUGCCUCAGAAGAUAGCAUCGCAAAUCUCGCCGAGGCAAAGGCAGCACUUGACGCAGGUUUCAGAAGGGGAAAUGCUAGGGAAAGACUUGGGAUGAGGAAUAACAAUAAGGAUGGGAAUGUUAACCGAAGAAGGGAACAGAUGACAGAAGAUUCUGACUAUUCAAGAAAUUCUGGCGAUAAGUCUGGUAAACAAAAAGCACUUCCAAAAUCACAACAAGCGAGUGAUGAAGAAGAAGAAGAAGAAGAAGAAGAAGAAGACCCCAUAUGGGAUUCAUUGCCUGCAUCGUUGUCAGUAUUGCUCAUACCGUCCCUAAAAGAGGCUCUUGGUGACGAUUCAAAAGGAUCCAUAGGACGUGCAUUGUCGAGAUCCCUCGUGGCAAUGGAACGUGAAAACCCUGGCUCUUGUGAAGCUUUUGUUGCCAAGCUGAUUGAACUUUUGGGAAGUUCGAAAGAAGCUUCGGUGAAGGAGUUGCAGGACAUGGCGGUCCGUGUUUUCUCCAAGACAGCGCCCGCUGACGCGGAGAACAAAAGAAAACCAGCUAACAAGGAGUUUAGUUCCAACACAAAUGUUAGCCCACUAGGCAGAUUCUUACUCUCAAGAUGGAUAAGCCAAUCAUCUCGUGAUCUUUAAUCUCCCACCCUGAGACACAACAUAUAUAGAAUCAUUGGUUUGUGUUUUUUUUCUUUCUCAUUUAUGCAUUGAUUUUUUUUUUGCUAUUUAUGUGCAUAACUUGUUUUUAAAAUAUGUAUUUAUAAAUUCCUUAUUUCUUUUUUCGUGGUUUGCCUUUUUGUUAUUGUUUUAGUGAUUUCGUAAUGUUAUUUUCCAUGUUUCGAGGACGAAGCACAUUCUUCCUAGCUGUGUAUAAUCGAGGGGUUGGCCUUGUUGUUGUUAA